UGUGUGAAUCUAGAUAAAUACGCGGUCGGUUAGCAACACGCUCAGUAUUACAAAAGUCUUCAAAGUGUUGACAUCUCAAAGAAAUUGAAACUGCAUCAAACUUGUUUGAUAAACUACCAAAGUUUGUGAAAUUAAAUAGAACAAAGUGUAAUAAAUUCUAUUUCUAUUAUUUUUCAACUUUUUCAACAAGAAAAAUGUCUCUCGUUCCAUUGAUGUUUUCCGACUGGUGGGAAGAUCUCGAUCGUCCUCAUCACAUCCUGGACCAAAAUUUCGGUCUUGGACUACAUCCUGAACAACUUUUGGCACCACGCAGCAUGCUCCAUCAACAUGCUGCUCCUCGAAGAUGCCCGAUGAUCUAUCGACGACCUUGGGCAGACCUUUUGCGCGAGGAAGACGGUGGCGCUUCGACCGUACACAACGAUAAGGACAAAUUUCAAGUUCAACUCGAUGUUCAGCAAUUUAAACCCGAGGAAAUUGACGUUAAAGUUGUUGACAAGUACGUGAUCGUCAAUGCCAAGCACGAGGAGAAAAAGGACGAGCACGGAUGGAUUUCUCGACAAUUUACAAGGAAAUAUUUAGUUCCUGAGCAAUGUAACAUUGACCAUGUGAAAUCGUCCCUAUCAUCUGAUGGAGUCUUGUCUAUCGAGGUACCAAGAAAGGAACAGCCAAAAUCGCAGAACGAGAAGGUGAUUAAAAUUCAACACACCGGUAAGCCGGCAUUAAAGGCCGGUUCUGAUAAUAAGGAGAUCAAGAAGACCGAAGAGAAGAAGUAAACAGGUUUUUGCCAUAUUUACGAAAUUAACAUACACAAUUUUCAUUAUUUUCCCUAAUAUAUAUAUAUAUAUAUAUAUAAAACACUUAAAUGUAAUUCAUAAUUCAGAAAAUGUAACUUUACUGCCUUUCGAGACUGAGUGUUUAGAACUUGAUAAUAUUUCUUUAUUUAGUUCAUUAUGAAGACAUUUUUAUUUUUGAUAGUUUCAAAGAUAGUUGAUAAUCUAAGUUUCUAGAUUUGUGAUUUAAAAAUGCCUAAGAUUUAUGAAAUCCACACACAGUAGUUUCUACGAUAAUCUUUGUAUUUCUUAUUAUUCUGUGAUUUUUUGAUGUUAAUAAAAUUAACAGUAUAAAUAUAA
Messenger RNA from Leptopilina heterotoma, 1130 nucleotides. RefSeq names its product protein lethal(2)essential for life-like. The record is from RefSeq and is a predicted model, not a curated record. Gene Ontology annotation, biological process: protein refolding; response to heat. Gene Ontology annotation, molecular function: protein folding chaperone. Lineage: Eukaryota; Metazoa; Arthropoda; Insecta; Hymenoptera; Figitidae. Bases 195 to 773 code for a protein of 192 amino acids. The transcript has a single exon.